Messenger RNA from Saccostrea cuccullata (small rock oyster), 897 nucleotides. RefSeq names its product mucin-2-like. The transcript has 6 exons. The annotation marks the transcript as partial. NCBI's taxonomy places the organism in Eukaryota, Metazoa, Mollusca, Bivalvia, Ostreida, Ostreidae. The record is from RefSeq and is a predicted model, not a curated record.
GCAGCAACAACAACUACAACAGUCCUGUCAACAACGUUAACCCCGCUAUCAACAUCGGCUUGUCAUACAAAUACUGAUUGUAGUGGACACAUCUGUCCUUCUCAUAAACACCCUUACUGCAAGAUUGAUGGACAUUCUUCAACAUGUCAUUGCACAGUUUGCAUGGAACACAACCAUUGUUUUUGCCCCCUAGGACUGAUUGGCCAAUGUCACUUUGAUUAUCUACAUAAUUUGCAUAACUGUUUUUGUGGAAUAGCACCAGUAGUUACAACGACCACAUCCGUCCUUUCAACGACCGUGACUCCGCUAUCAGCAUCAGCUUGUCAUGCUCAUACUGACUGUAGUGGACACAUCUGUCCCUCUGAUAAACAUCCUUACUGCAAAUUCGACAGAUAUUCUUCAACAUGUCACUGCACAGUUUGUACAGAACACAAGCAUUGUUUUUGCCCUCAAGGACUGAUUGGUCAAUGUCACUUUGAUUAUAUACAUAAUGUUUACAGCUGUGUUUGUGGACUACCACCAGAUACAACCACGACAGUUUCAACAUCAUCAACAUCCAAAUCUGUACCGACAACAACAUUACAAUCCAUUUCUGUAUCUUCAAAGUCAACAACUAAUUCUACACCAAUACCGACAACACAACCAACCACAUCUUCAAUAACGUCAACAUCAAAACCCACUUCUAGAAUGGUAUCUAAUGCAUCUUCUUCAUCUGUUUCUUCAUCAGCUUCAGCAACCUCACCAACAUCAAUUUCCGUUCCUUCCACAAAUCCAGGUAUUCAGUGUCCUACAUGUGAUGAAUCAUUAAAUUGCGUGUGGAAUCAGACAUGUUAUCCGGAAGACAGUUGUAUGAUACGAAGUUAUCGAGGAACAAAGUUUACAACACAUUGUUCAAAG